AUGCAGGAUAUCUCUGCCCCCCAGACGGGGUCUAGCAGCCACCGUUUCGGCCACGCCUCCAAGCCCUCCAACAGCGAUACCGGCUUUUCCCACGGUGCCUUUGCCUCCAACAUCUCUGGCUUUUCUGACAGGCAUCCGAGACGCGGAAACAUUCCGACCAUCAACACCCAGCCUGUCUCUCACCAGCAGCAGCAGCAGCAACAACAACACCAGCAGCAGCAGUAUAACCAACAGCAGCAGCAGCAACAGCAGCAGAACCAUCACAAUGGCGAGCUGACUUCUCCUGGCACUGGUUUCGAGUUUGCCUCGCUGCUGCCGUCCCAGCUUCUCCUCAGCCCCUUCCAGCCCGGCACCCCUGCCGCAUUUGCGAGCCCUCAUUUCCAGAAUGUGAGCAGCUUCCAGCAGCUUCAGCAGCAAAACCUUCAGCAGCAGAAUGGCGCGUCGAGCCCGAUCCAGCAGAGCAUUUCUUCCCAGAUGUACGGCGGAAUCGUCUCUCCUUCGGCUUAUGGCGCCCCCCAGUUCUAUUCGCCCCAGUCGCCCACGGCGUCUUUCAACAAUAUGGCUGGCCUGCAGAUGCCCGUUCAGCCUGCUUCUCCCAUGCCGAUGACACCGGGUCUUGUGACUGGUACCAGUAGAACUGUGUACCUGGGCAACAUUCCCCCUGACACUUCGGCCGAGGAAAUUUUGGGCCACGUUCGCAGCGGUCAGAUCGAGUCGGUCCGUCUUCUUCCCGAUAAGAACUGCGCCUUCAUCUCGUUCCUGGACCCCGCCUCGGCCACUCACUUCCACUCUGAUGCCAUCUUGAAAAAGCUCUGCAUCAAGGGACAGGAUAUCAAGAUUGGCUGGGGCAAGCCCUCGCAGGUGCCCACCUCGGUUCACCUGGCUGUUCAGCAGUCUGGUGCUUCCAGAAAUGUGUACCUCGGCAACCUGCCCGAGGACAUUUCCGAGGAGGAACUUCGCGAGGAUCUCGGCAAGUUUGGUGCCAUUGAUACCAUCAAGAUUGUGCGCGAGAAGAACAUUGCCUUUGUGCACUUCUUGUCCAUUGCCAAUGCCAUCAAGGCCGUCUCUCAGCUUCCCCAGGAGGCCAAGUGGCAGGCGCCCCGCAGGGUGUACUAUGGCAAGGACCGGUGCGCCUAUGUGUCCAAGACUCAGCAGCAGAAUGCCGCCCAGUACCUUGGAAUCGCCCCUGGCUAUGCCCACAUGUUGACGGGUGCCGACCGUGACUUGAUUUCCAGCGCCCUGGCUCAGCAGUCGGUCGCUGCCGCUGCCGUAGCCACGACGGCCGGUGGCAUCACCAACCUGGGCAACCGGACCAUUUACCUCGGCAACAUUCAUCCCGAGACCACCAUCGAGGAGAUUUGCAAUGUUGUUCGCGGCGGUCUUUUGCACCACAUCCGGUACAUUCCCGACAAGCACAUCUGCUUUGUGACCUUUAUUGAUCCCACAGCUGCUGCGUCUUUCUAUGCCCUCAGCAACCUGCAGGGUCUGAUGAUUCACAACCGCAGACUCAAGAUUGGCUGGGGCAAGCACUCUGGUGCUCUCCCUCCCGCCAUUGCCCUGGCUGUCAGCGGUGGUGCUUCGCGCAACGUGUACGUUGGUAACCUCGACGAGACCUGGACCGAAGACAGACUGAGACAGGAUUUCUCCGAGUACGGUGAGAUUGAGCUGGUCAACACGCUGCGUGAGAAGAGCUGCGCGUUUGUCAACUUCACCAACAUUGCCAACGCCAUCAAGGCUAUCGAAGCUGUCCGUGGAAAGGAGGAGUACAGGAAGUUCAAGGUCAACUUUGGCAAGGAUCGUUGCGGCAACCCGCCCCGCCAACUCCAGCAGCAGGCUCAGCAGUCCCCUCGUGGCGAGCAGGUGCCUUCCCCUUCGGCCAACGGGUCUAGCCAGAGCGGCCACUCGCCCACCGGCAACGGUCACAACCAGCAGAACGGCCAGGCUGCUGCCGCCUUGUUCAACCAGAACAGCAACCCCUUGACCAUGUAUCUCACUCAUGUGUCUCACCAGGCCCAGCAGCAACAACAGCACCAGCAUCACCAGCUGGCCGCUCAACAGGCUGCUCUGUUCGGCACUGCUCAGUCUUCGCCCAACGAGCCCGGCAUCUCCCUCGAGGUUCCCCAGGGUCAUGGAGGCAUGGGCCACCAGCAGUCGGCCAGCAUUUCCAACGGCUACGCCACCAGCUCUGGCGCGACCACCAUCGGCGGUCUUCUCGCUCCCGUCAACACCAGGGGCUCUCACAACCGGGCCGUCAGCUUG
Podospora anserina S mat+ is the source of this 2259-nucleotide messenger RNA. RefSeq lists its product as uncharacterized. Gene Ontology annotation, cellular component: cytoplasmic stress granule. The record is from RefSeq and is a predicted model, not a curated record. The transcript has a single exon. NCBI's taxonomy places the organism in Eukaryota, Fungi, Ascomycota, Sordariomycetes, Sordariales, Podosporaceae. Gene Ontology annotation, biological process: mRNA splicing, via spliceosome. Gene Ontology annotation, molecular function: mRNA binding. The annotation marks the transcript as partial.